Molecule: messenger RNA, 2243 nt
Organism: Mycetomoellerius zeteki
Lineage: Eukaryota; Metazoa; Arthropoda; Insecta; Hymenoptera; Formicidae
Product: G-protein coupled receptor Mth2
Exons: 9
Coding region: 1-2157 (718 amino acids)
Biological process (GO): G protein-coupled receptor signaling pathway; cell surface receptor signaling pathway
Cellular component (GO): plasma membrane
Molecular function (GO): G protein-coupled peptide receptor activity
Source: RefSeq, a predicted model, not a curated record
AUGACCAUGAUAAAGUUCGUUUUGGCCGGUCUGAUGUUAUUCUCGACAAAAGUAUCGUCGAAGUCACACCUGACGAAAUGUUGCCCGCCAGGAGAGAUCUUCUCAGAAUAUUCCAUCGUAGAGUGCGUUUCAGUACCGAGAAACGCAACGGAACUCUAUAGUCACCAUUGGAACACUACUAUGGAGUCCCAAGGAAUUCCUCAGUGUAAGGAACCCGAAAAUCUUAUGACAACGCCGCUUGACGAUCUCGAUUCCGACAACUUCUUAGAGGUGCCAGCUUGCCUCGAAAUACUUCACGUGCAAGCAACUGGAGAGAGCACCGUAAUAGUCGUUCAUUGUCAAUCGAACAAAGAUCGACCGGUGAAAGCGAUUAACGCAUCCUUUCCGCAGCUUACAUAUAUAAAAAAAUGUUGCCCUCGCGAUACAGUAUUCGACAGUCGCACGAAGGCUUGUGUGCCGCAGUUAAGCGAAUUAGACAGCCUCGCAGCAUUUUUGCUAAAUAAAUCGGCUAACGCAGAUUUUGUGGUGGUAGCUAUCGAAGGUCCACCUACGUGCAAAGGCCCUGUCGUCGAUUACGAGAUUGACAAAAACGAUGUCUUUGUGCGGAACAGUACAUAUUCGGUGAUGGUUCCAGCGUUCACGAAUAUUGUGAAAGAGGAACUUUUGGUUACUGAAGGUAAUGCUUGCCUCGAGAUGACGCCGGAUUCUGAUCGAACAUUGAUAGCGCGCGUCUGCAGAAAUCCGGAAUUUUGCCACAGGAACGCUUGCAUUAGAAAGUGCUGCGCCGAAAAUGAGUUCUUUUACGCUCAGGGAUGCAAUAAAUUCGCUGUACCCGACGAACCGACAGAGUUUCACGAGGCCCUCGCGAUCGCCGUAAAUCAAACGAAAUCGUCCGCUUUCGACACGACCAAAGGCUAUGGAAUCUUGAUUGGGAAGCCAUGUAAAUAUGGCAUGUAUCCCAUGGAUCCAAGGGAAGAAGAUUGGUCACUGACGUCAGAAGGACAUGUUUUUAUCGAAAAUUAUAACAUGUAUGACCAGGACAAAUACUGCAUGGACAUCUUUUACAACAAAUCGGAGUUUGAUCACAACUUUCAUUUGUUCAUAUGUUUCGACAAAUUGGAGACAAAUGAGAUUUCAGUAAGAUACCAAAUGAACACCGCCCUGGAAGUCAUCAGUUGCGUCUUCCUGCUAAUGACCUUGCUGGUGUAUGCGUGCCUGCCGAGUCUGCAGAAUCUUCAUGGUAAAACGCUGAUGUGCCAUGUGAGCAGCCUCCUUAUGGCCUUCACCUGUUUGCCCAUCAUUACUUGGAUCAUGCCAAGUGACGUGAUUGAAGAACAAUUUAUAACAACGUGCAAAGCUUUAGCUUAUACUAUGCUUUUUUCUUUUCUGUCGGCGUUUUCCUGGCUUAACGUCAUGUGCUUCGACAUAUGGUGGACCUUUGGAGUUUUGCGCGGAAGUACCAUUACAAAGGCGCGCGAGGAUAGGAAAAGAUUUCUAUUAUACUGUGUUUAUGCAUGGGGCCUCUCCUUGCUGGUGUCAAUCCUCGCUAUCGUUGCUGACAGCACGGAAAUCCUGCCAGACUAUCUGCAACCCGAUAUUGGCAAUAGGGGCUGUUGGUUUACACAAAGACGAGAUUCGUACGGCGAAUUAACUUUCUUCAUCGGACCGGUGAUGAUUCUGCUGAUAUCUAAUGUAGUGUUUUUCAUUCUCACGUCGAUACAUUGCAAUAAGAUAAAAGCAGAGAUAAAAAGGGUAACUACGGACCCCACCGAUCCCAGAAGCAAACGAUUUCUUAUAUUUAUAUUAUUUUCUGAUAGAUUUAUCAUGAACAUCAAACUGUUUAUCGUCAUGGGAAUGUCUUGGAUCUGCGAGGUGGUGUCAUUCUUCCUGGUAAAAUAUUUAGAUUACGGACAUUGGCACCAUGUGUUUUUCUACACCAGCGAUAUCUUCAAUUGCCUCCAAGGUCUACUCAUCUUUAUUCUCUUCGUCUUGAAGAGUCGCGUGUAUCAAGCGCUUCGUAGACGAUUGGGAUUGGACACUAAGAAGAAAAAAACGACUCCGAAUAACGCAACCGCGACUUUACACGAUCCUUAUAGAGUCAGGAAGAGCGCAAGUGACAGUACAUUAACGACGUUCGCGAUUAGUUCGACACCAUAAAGUAAUAAUUGAGACUGUCUAGUAUGAUAAUUUACGUAAUUUAUUCUUUCUUUUUACCACAUAAUAUUCUUGUGUCCUCGAGUUAC